GUUGGAAGGUCAAGCUGAUGGUCUUUAGGACCACGGAGAAUCAUCAGUGCCUGAUGAAAACAGCAUGCGUUGUAGAAGAGGAGACGGGAAGGCACCAAUACAACGUUAGAGCGCCAUUCUCACUCAAGGCAGAACGGUAAAGGGGAAGAUUACUCUUCCUCCACUAAGACAGUUCCGCUAAAGAAUUCGAACAAAUGUUCCACGGUUUUAAAGCAAUUAUUUAUCGAUGUUCACAAGGAUCUGCGACUUAUGUUCUCAUGGAAAGGUUCUUCGUUCUGGGAGUAUUGCCUUUGUCCAGCAGGUGCCUCUCGCCUCCCGAUCUCAAACUCCAGCCGUAACUGAGAAGAGAAGAGCAGACUGAUUGGAGCUAUGUGACCAUGGUUCUCGCGAUGAUCUGACCGUCAGUCCCUGGAAUAUGCACGCCCGCCGGCCAUCUACACCACAUGUCCUGCAACGGCAUGGUGACAACUUUCAAAAUAGCAAUCCUUGGAGCGCAGGGGGUUGGGAAAUCAGCAAUUGUGCACCAGUUUCUCUACAACGAUUACAGUGACCACUAUCGGCCCACAAAAGCACGUCGUGUCUACUUGCCCGCUGUGGUCAUGAACGAGCAUGUGCACGACCUACAGAUAAUGGACUUCCCACCCAUUCCAUCCUUCCCAGUCAACACUCUCCAGGAAUGGGCAGACACGUGUUGCCGGGGGCUACGGAGUGCUCAUGCCUACGUACUGGUUUACGACAUCUGCUGCUUUGACAGCUUCGAAUACAUCAAAACAAUCCGACAACAAAUAUUAGACACAAGGAUGAUCGGGACCAACGAGAUCCCCAUCAUCAUCGUCGGCAACAAGCGGGACUUGCAGAGGGGCCGCGUUAUUCCCAGGCGGAACGUUUCCAACCUUGUGAAGAAGACGUGGAAGUGCGGCUACAUCGAGUGCUCGGCCAAAUACAACUGGCACAUCCUCAUGCUGUUUAACGAACUCUUAAAGACUGUUGGGUGCGUGCGCUGCAGGCACGUGCACGCUGCUAUCCGUUUCCAGGGAGCCCUGCGGCGGAACCGGUGUACAGUCAUGUGACCCAACUCCCCCUCCCCCCCUUCUACCGCUCGGACUUCUGGGAGUGUGCUCGUGUCUCGAUGAGGGGGCUCUGGACCUGUUAAAUAUUUAUUGGGCCUUCUUUUUAAAACCGCAUGUGACGCGCAACUUUUCGGCUUGCGUGCACUGGGACUCAACAGUUUUACCAGACAGUGAUCUUCAAACCACGCUCCUCCUGUGUACUGAGUUGGAAAGUUCACCCCUCCCCUGAUCUCCCUCGUCAGAAUCACCUUUCAUUUGUUAUCAAUAGUUUCCUAUUAGUUUCCUCAGCAAUAAUUAAUCCAAAGGUCUUCAGAACAUCAUCUGAGGUGCUGUCAUAGAAUCCCUACACUGUGGAAACAGGCCCUUCGGCCCAUCCAGUCCAUACCAACCCUCCAAAGAGUAACCC
Chiloscyllium plagiosum (whitespotted bambooshark) is the source of this 1476-nucleotide messenger RNA. RefSeq names its product RAS like family 10 member B (gene rasl10b). Lineage: Eukaryota; Metazoa; Chordata; Chondrichthyes; Orectolobiformes; Hemiscylliidae. The record is from RefSeq and is a predicted model, not a curated record. Gene Ontology annotation, molecular function: GTP binding; GTPase activity.